Aphanomyces astaci is the source of this 1455-nucleotide messenger RNA. RefSeq lists its product as hypothetical. Gene Ontology annotation, molecular function: beta-glucosidase activity. The record is from RefSeq and is a predicted model, not a curated record. Bases 1 to 1455 code for a protein of 484 amino acids. Lineage: Eukaryota; Oomycota; Saprolegniomycetes; Saprolegniales; Verrucalvaceae. Gene Ontology annotation, biological process: glucan catabolic process. The transcript has 2 exons.
AUGAGAGUAGUGACGUCGACGUCGGCUUUAGUCUUGCUUGCAUGCACCAUACUGUCCGCUGCCCAGGACUUGGACGCCAAAGCGCGCGACAUUGUGGAACGUAUGAGCGUGGACCAGUUGCUGGGUCAAAUGACGCAGAUCACCAUUGACUUCGUGCUUGCCACACAAGACGGAGGCAAGGUGGUCAACGUGGGAAAAGUCCACGAAUUGGCCAACCAAGGCAUCGGAUCGUACCUAAACACGCCGUUCGUGGCAGCUCUUGGGGACAACUACGGGUGGAACGUGCAUGAGUGGCGCCAUGCCAUCGGCCAACUCCAAGAUGUCCACAUCCGCACGACCGGUACACCCAUCAUCUACGGACUGGACUCGCUCCACGGCGCCAACUACGUCAAAGGCGCCGUUCUGUUUCCCCACCAAAUCAACGUUGGCGCGACGUUCGAUCCCGAGCUGGCCCGUCGAAUGGGCCAUUACGCCGGCCGCGACACCAAGGCGGCGGGGAUUUCGUGGAUCUUCGGUCCGACCUUGGAACCUGUGCGCCACAAGGGGUGGCCACGCAUCAUGGAAACGUUUGGCGAAGAUCCGACGGUGGUUGCGGACAUGGGGAAAGCAGCGAUCGAUGGCAUCCAGAGCCAGGGGGUGGCGGCCUGCUUCAAACACUUCAUCGGGUACUCGGCCAGCAACAGCGGCAAGGACCGCGACCCGGUGUCCCUGAGCAACCACGAACUGCUCAACUUGUUCAUGCCGCCGUUCAAAGCCGCGAUCGAUGCGGGGGUGAUGAGCGGUAUGGACUCGUUCGUGUCGUUGGAUGGCAUCCCCAUGGCUGCCAACCGCAAAAACUCCAUCCAGUUCCUCCGCGACGACCUCAAGUUUGACGGUGUACUGGUCAGCGAUUGGGAAGAAAUCUACAUGUUGGAGUUCUACCACAACUAUGCCGCGAAUCGCGAGGACGCCAUAUACAAAGCCAUGACGGACUCGUCCUUGGACAUGAGCAUGGUGCCGCACGAUACGAGUUUCAUCGGACACAUGAAGGACUUGUACUACGCUGGGAAAAUUCCCCUCGACCGCAUCAAGACAUCGGUGACCCGCCUCGUCAAGAUGAAGCUCAAGCUCAACCUUUUCGACGUGCCGAUGCCGGGGGCCGAUGUCGUCAACCAGGUGGGCGACUGGUCGAGUCGGGCGGCGGCGUGGGACAUUGCCAAGGAGUCGUUGGUGUUGGUGAAGAAUGUGGACAAUGUUUUGCCGCUGGACAAGUCCAAGAAGUUCUUCUUCACGGGCCCAUCGAUCGACGACAUUGGACUCAUGUGUGGUGGCUGGACCUUGACGUGGCAAGGCCAGCAAGGCAGCUCCAUGUUCCCCAAUCAUUGGCGCACGAUCAAGGGCGCAAUGACAGAUGUCGUGAACGAUCAGUCCCGCACUGACAUGGAAGAAGGGUUGAACACCAUGUCGCUGAAUUGA